Trypanosoma brucei brucei TREU927 is the source of this 306-nucleotide messenger RNA. RefSeq lists its product as hypothetical. The record is from RefSeq and is a predicted model, not a curated record. The transcript has a single exon. Lineage: Eukaryota; Euglenozoa; Kinetoplastea; Trypanosomatida; Trypanosomatidae. The coding region runs from base 1 to 306 and encodes 101 amino acids.
AUGUACCACAACAAAUACCAACACAAAAUGUUCACAAAUCACAGCACUCGUUACCCACAAUUCCGCGUACGAAAGCACACAGAGGAAAAAUUGUACACUAUUUCACACGGAGGCAGUGGGUGUCACAAAUAUCCAAUCAUCGCUGAAAACAAACAUAAGCACGACAACGAAUGUGAAGGAAAUCCCAACCACAUACACGUGUACCCAGGACUAAACACCAUCAGGCUGGCACUUUGGAUUGGAAGUCGAAUCUACGCAAAAGAUAGUGUUCACCAAGAACCUUGCACAAUUCCUCCUAGAACUUGA